GUGAGGAGGGUUCAUGUACACACAGAGUACAGGCACCAACAGACAGUGAGAAUGUUGAAAAAUUCUUUUUAAAAUUUUUCCUGAAGUGCAAUCAGAAUUGUUUGAAAACAGCCGGAAACCCCAGGGACAUGCGGCGCUUCCAGGUGGUGCUAUCAACAACGGUGAAUGUGGAUGGCCACGUGCUGGCUGUUUCUGACAACAUGUUUGUUCAUAACAACUCUAAGCACGGGCGGAGAGCGAGGAGGCUGGACCCGUCUGAAGCUACCCCCUGCAUCAAAGCUAUCAGCCCGAGUGAAGGUUGGACCACCGGUGGGGCCAUGGUGAUCAUCAUCGGGGACAAUUUCUUUGAUGGACUCCAAGUUGUGUUUGGCACCAUGCUUGUAUGGAGUGAGCUGAUAACACCUCAUGCCAUCAGAGUCCAGACACCCCCUCGACACAUCCCUGGCGUGGUAGAAGUGACAUUAUCAUAUAAGUCAAAACAGUUCUGCAAAGGGGCCCCAGGACGGUUCAUCUACACAGCAUUAAAUGAACCUACCAUAGACUAUGGCUUCCAGAGAUUGCAGAAAGUCAUUCCAAGGCAUCCUGGAGAUCCAGAAAGACUAGCAAAGGAAAUGCUGUUGAAAAGAGCAGCUGAUUUAGUGGAAGCCCUUUAUGGAACACCGCACAAUAACCAGGACAUUAUUCUGAAGCGAGCUGCUGACAUUGCUGAGGCCCUCUACAGUGUCCCAAGAAAUCCCAGUCAGAUCCCUGCUCUGUCCAGUUCUCCAGCUCACAGUGGCAUGAUGGGUAUCAACUCAUAUGGCAGCCAGCUAGGUGUCAGCAUCUCAGAGUCCACACAGGGAAACAACCAAGGUUAUAUUCGGAACACAAGCAGCAUCUCUCCCCGUGGCUACUCUUCCAGUUCCACACCUCAGCAAUCGAACUACAGCACAUCCAGCAACAGCAUGAAUGGCUACAGCAAUGUGCCCAUGGCCAACCUGGGCGUGCCUGGCUCACCAGGCUUCUUAAAUGGCUCCCCCACAGGAUCCCCUUAUGGAAUAAUGUCUUCAAGUCCUACAGUUGGCUCCUCCAGUACCUCCUCCAUUCUCCCAUUCUCAUCUUCCGUCUUCCCAGCUGUCAAACAGAAGAGUGCCUUUGCUCCUGUCAUUAGACCCCAAGGCUCCCCUUCUCCAGCCUGCUCUAGUGGAAAUGGAAAUGGAUUCAGAGCCAUGACCGGCCUCGUCGUCCCCCCCAUGUAA
Monodelphis domestica (gray short-tailed opossum) is the source of this 1238-nucleotide messenger RNA. RefSeq names its product EBF transcription factor 2 (gene EBF2). Gene Ontology annotation, molecular function: DNA-binding transcription factor activity; DNA binding. The record is from RefSeq and is marked inferred. Gene Ontology annotation, biological process: regulation of DNA-templated transcription. NCBI's taxonomy places the organism in Eukaryota, Metazoa, Chordata, Mammalia, Didelphimorphia, Didelphidae.